GGCAGCCCGGCUCCGCAGCGCCCUCCGCUCGGCUCGGCCCGGCCCGGCCCGACUCCCCGGCGCUUCCCCCGCGCCCUCGGCCCGGCUUGACCGCGGGCCCGGCGGCGGGAGGCGCCCAGGAUGCCCGAGGAGCGCGGCUCUGUCCCACCAUGUCGGUCUCUAAACUGCAGGACGUGGAUGAGGUUUUCGAUUUUACCGCUGUGGUUCCAGAGACGCCGCGCCUGGACAGCAGCCUGCAGAAGGCCCGAGCGCGGCUCCUAGCCAAGGGCCGCCGGCACCGGCCGUCCCGCUCCCGCCUGCGCGACAGCGCCAGCUCCACCGAGGGCGACGAGGGGCCCGAGGCCGUGGGAGCCGAGGGCGAUGGCGGCCCCCCGGCCCCCUCGCCCUUCUCCCACGGCGCCGAGUUCUCCUUCGAGGCGGGGGCGGUGCGGCAGGUGCUGGGGGACCCCCCGGCCCCCUCGCCCCCCCUCAGCCACUACCGGCCCCUCACCAACGCCUCGUCCCAGGAGGGGCUGGCGGGCACCCCCUCGCCCAAGUCCUGCCACAGCUCCGACAGCUCGCCCGGCUUCGCCCGCCGAGACGCCCGGCCCCAGCGGCACAGCGAAGACGACAGCCGGGACAUGAGCCCCCCCGAGCCAGCCAGCCCCACCGUGGGGCUCGACAAGAAAACACGGAGGAAGUUCUUGGAUUUGGGGGUGACCCUGCGCCGGGCGUCCUCCAGCAAGAGCCGGAAGGAGAAGGGCAGCAACCGCCUGUCCAUGGGCAGCAGGGAGGUGGCAGAGGGUCCCGGCCGCCCCUCGGGGUCACCCUUCCUGCCCUUCUCCUGGUUCUCGGACGGCGCCAGGGGCUCGGCUUCUCCCGGCUCCGUGUCGCCCGCCGGCUCCCCCCGGCACGAGGGGCUCAGCCCUGCCAAAUCCGCCUCCCAGGACUCGACGCUGAGUGAGGACUCCCCACCGCCCAGCGCCAGCCCCCGCCUGCCCGGCCCCACCGUCACCAAGUGCUCCUACCCCUACCAUACCCUGUCACAGUCCUCGGACGAGUUCCUGGAUGAGCCCCCCGGUGCGGCCGUGGGCUGGACGUGCCGGCAGGUGGGACAGUGGCUGGAGAGCCUCAACCUGGAGCGGUACGUAGAGGAGUUCUCGGCCCACGGCGUCGAUGGUCCACGGCUGCUGCACCUCAACGGUGCCAAGCUUAAGGCGCUGGGCGUGGGCAGCUCGCAGGACCGCGCGGUGCUGAAGCGGAAGCUGAAGGAGCUGAGCCUGGCCAUGGAGAAGGAGCGCAAGGCCCAGGAGAAGGCGGAGAAGCAGCGGGAGAAGCAGAAGAAGAGGGACCAGGAGCAGCGGCGGAGCUAAGGGGGGGCCAGGAGCACCCCUGCACCCCCUCCCCUCCCACAGCCCCUGGGACACCCGGGGGGCACCCGGCUCCAGCACGGGACACGCCGCCGCGGCCAAGGGACGGCGGUGCCAGGCUGAGACGGGCACGGAGCAGCAUGUGCCCCCCCUCCUCCAGCCACCCCCUCCCCGCCUGCACCCCUGUACCCCACAGGCACAGUCCGGGCCCCCCCGUGGGCCCCUUUUCCGGAUGCAAAUGGCACAUUGGACCCCCCCCACCCCAUCCCAUCACUCCCAUCCCCCCCACCCCAAGGGUCUGGGGGGGUCACAGCCGCCCCUCACCCCGACCUCCCGGCACAGCGUGGCACCGGCCGAGG
Messenger RNA from Grus americana (Whooping crane), 1708 nucleotides. RefSeq names its product sterile alpha motif domain containing 14 (gene SAMD14). Gene Ontology annotation, molecular function: actin filament binding. The coding region runs from base 150 to 1352 and encodes 400 amino acids. Gene Ontology annotation, cellular component: actin cytoskeleton; dendrite; postsynaptic density. The record is from RefSeq and is a predicted model, not a curated record. The transcript has 10 exons. Gene Ontology annotation, biological process: neuron projection development; calcium-mediated signaling; actin filament organization. Lineage: Eukaryota; Metazoa; Chordata; Aves; Gruiformes; Gruidae.